GUUCAAAGCGGUUCAAAGUUUGUUGUCGGCUGGAGUACGGGAGAUCAGAAACUUCCGACUACUGUGCUUCAGACGUUGAUGCACUUCAAAUGCGACUCCGUCUGUAGCAUUGCUGUUCUCCGACCUAGGGGUCGUGGUGCUGUGUUGUUGACAUAGCUGAACACAUCACGAUGGUAUCCUUACUGUGUGAGCUGCAAUUUUGGACCAUGAAAGAUGAUGUUGAAAUCAAAGGUAGUGAUUUGGGCUGCUUCAAGCUCUACGACAAAGGUGAUCUCGAUCCGGAAGAGCUGUACAUAGACGCAAAGGAGGCAUAUGCUAAAGCCAAGGGUAUCAUGUGGACUCCAUCCAACAAGCGACCGGAGAAACUGCGAGAGUGCAUCUGGGAGUUCGAGGAUAUCAUGAAUGCCCAAAAGUGCAUCAGCGCAAGAUGGAUUACGUCUGGACUGUUGGAGUUUUUCUUUCAAAGCGGCGUCUGCAUCUUUGUGCAAGUUGACCCCGACUCGUGCAAGCUGCGAAAGGUCACCGUUGAUCGAUAUCUUGUUGGCCGACUUGCUUCGGAACAUGUGACAGAUGCCAUUCUGGAAAACCACAGCUUGCUGAUCUCAUACUAUGAGCCUAAGAUGACGUACGCCUGUUUUGGGAAGCCACUGAUUGGAACAGAUGGUGUGCGCAAGCUGUCUUCUGUCGACGCCAAGCUUGUCACGUUUGAUAUCCUGGGAUUGGCAGGGCGGCGACUCGAACGGAAGCUGAGCCUCAAUUCACUGAAAGACUGGGUGCUAAACUGGUGGUCGGUGGGUGAUGGGGAAGUGUGGCCCUGGAUGCCCUCGACCUCCAAUCGUGAAAGGUCAAACAUGGUUGUCUAUGCUCUGAAUGGGCCCAACAUUGAGUUACUAACCUAUGGAAGAAUCGACAAGGUUCCAGUUUUGGUGUCAUUCAGUCAGUAUCAGUCGAACAAACUCCUGAUUGUUGAAGAGGACGCUUCCCGUGGCGGCAGUGUUGCCGUUGAUGUCUGUGUCUACGAGCUUGGCAGAGGAAAGUUUGAGAGAGUUUCAAUGAUAUCCAUCUCUUUACAAGGCCGUGUUGUCACUUCCCAGUGGAACAAUGCAGAAGACAAGCUUGUGCUGCUUUGUGACGAUGCAUCCUUGGUCCUCUAUGAUGCCGUGCGCCAGACCACGCACUUCACGACAACUUCUUUUGUUGGGACAAAAGUCACCUGGCAUCCGAGUGGCUGUGUCAUGUUCUUCGCCUCUGAAGAAGGUCAGCUUCAGUGCUUCGACGCAGCUCUGUCCACAAUACAGCUGAGGCUUAACGACGAGUCUGCAACUGCUGCACCAACUUUGAACAUAGGCUCCUAUUUAAGCAACAGUGGUUCCUUGCAUCGGCUGAUGUGGCAGUCAAACGGUGACGCCGUCUUGCGCUGCCCCACUGCUGCAGUUUUCAACUGCGCCGCCUUGCUGUUUGACGGUGGUCCACUGGCCAUCCUCAAGUUACCACUUGGCUUGCUCACCAGAGGGCAGCUGGGACCACUUGAGCUUGUGUCGCAGUACCUGAAGCACUUGCAAGUAGAUGAGGCUGUUCACCUCCUGUUGAGCCUGGACUGGGGUCGUGUUGCAGAGCUGUCUUUCGUGUGCCUCAGCAAGAUAGUCAACUACCUGCUUCGACAGCCCCUGGAUUCCAAACAUGAAGUUCAACUGGAGACGGCACUGGGAAGCUUCUAUGGACCUGCCCAGCCAAUACCAGAGUCGGUGGUUACCGAAUACGGGGCUCGCAUCAGCCACCUGGCGAGGCGGUUUUUUCAUCACCUCCUAAGGUUCGACAGGCUGGAAAAGGCCUUUCUUCUGGCCGUUGACUUGGGAUACUGGGAUCUCUUCAUGGACCUGCACAACAUUGCAAAGAAGAAGGGAGAAACUGGUCUCGUGGAGGUUGCCCUGCGACGUGCCAAUGCCCUGAAGCCAAGCCGGGCACUGUCCGACUGCGAUUCAAAUGACUGUGAUUCGUCAAGCGAGCUCACCGACGACUGUUGCUCAAGCGACGAUGGGGCCCGCUGCAGUCCGGCUGUGGCUAUGGCUGUGGCAUCCUGCUCUGGGGCCACAGGUGUUUCGGAAUCUGGUCGCCUUAGAUUGCCUCCGCAAGGCCAGUCACCGAACCUACGACCGUCCAUGCCAACUGGUUUCACAGCCAGUGGUGCCGGCACCAGCGGUUACCACUGGCCACCACCACGAGCGGUGCCGGUCACGCAGGCGGCAGAGGAAGACCUCAUUGACCUGAGCGACGACUACGAGUGCACGUCGGAAGGCGUGCGGGUCGCCGUGCCGAUCAUUGACCCUCUGGUUCCGCAGAUGUUGGCUUCCGCCACAAUGCAGCAGUCUGUCAUUAGACCGAUUCCGAGGAUCCAGCCAGCCGACCCAAGGAGAGCUCCGACAGAACUGAGCUCCAUCGGAUCCGAAGCCUACAACCAUCACAGAGCUGUGCCGCAUUCACCUUCUGGAGCUCCAGCCGCUGCUGCAAACCUGGCUUCGCUUGACGGUGACGUAUCCGGUGAGGAACUGUUGCAGGGCCAGGCCAUUCAGUGUGUUCACUUCGGAGUUGUCUAGAAGUGGACGGAGUGUGAGGACCACGGCCACACAUCAUGACCAAAAACAAGAACGCAGAAGCUGGUUUUCUGUGAAAAUAUGUGUAUUUAUUCUCAUCUGUGUUACAUGUACUGAAGCUAUGUUUAUAUACAGGGUCAAGUCGGUUUGGUUGAUACAAGAAGCAGCUCUGUUGAUUCGGCCAAUCUCUGGCUUUUUCCCAGAGGGAAGUUGCUGGUGUGAUGCUUCCGUCAAAGAACAUUGCAAAGCUCAAACACUUCUUUCCAGCGGCCGGUGCACCAAUUAUGAUCAAAUUUUUGCAUUUAGAAAAGGCAGUAGAAUUCUUGUGGCUGAUUCUUUCUUUUCUUUUUUUUUUUCUUUUGCCAUACUCAAGAUCAUCAUUUCAUGAUUCAUUACAUGUUUGUGCAAAAUGACUUUGUGUGUAGAAUAAGAGAUUGUUAUCAGUAUUAUGCAUUGAAAGAAUGUACCCAGCAGACGACGUUAUAGGAGUUUUCGCACAUUGUAAGUUUCGAAAUUUGAAUGGUAUAGAAAUUUGAGCUGCCUCUAUUUUUUACAUGCAUUGCAGUCUCAAAGAUGUGCCCAAAAAUUUUUCAGAGACAGUUUCUUUUUUUUUUUGGUGUUUAAAAGGGGAUGGAGGCAGGAGAUUGCAUCCAGACCCAGUGUAUUGUGAAGCAAGGGCGCCACUUGCGCCAUGUACCACGCAAUAAGGCAACAUGCAUUGAUAUAAUUAGUGUCAUCCUUAAAACACUAAUAAGCAUUGCAGAAGUGUUAAGUGUGUGAGAUGCAGCUGCUCAACAAGGGAAAAUAUAAAAUGGCUGCAGCGUCUUGCUUGCCCUUGAUGUCUCUGCAAACUGCGCUUCUGGAAUUGCUGCUGAGCGGUCUGUCUUACACUGAGAGGAUGCAUGGCACACUGCAAAACAAGAGAUUUGCAGUAAUGCCAGGUAAAAACUCUCGCGUCGGUUACCCACGAUGUCGUAGAUUUGAUAGCGUGUGAUAUAGGGUAGCUAAAAUAGUAGUGCAUAUCGAAAAAAAGAUAAGGGUAUUAAAUGAAAAUUUGGGUCCAACACCUAAUUGUGGGCCUUUCUUGUGUGGCAGGAGCCCAUACAUGUGAAAAUAAUACCAAGAAACUCUUGACGUAACCAUUACGCCACAAGUGCCGCAGUUUGUGUGCAAAAUUGAAAACAAGAACGUUGGCCUCUGCUGCGUCCGCAAAAAAAAAAAAGCAACGCUUCCUGCUGAAUGGGCAUGGGUAAUGUUUUGAUAAUAUAAGAUGGUGGUUUAGGCCAACUAAGCUUUGCUCUUUAUUGUCACUCUAAAACAGGGCUCUCAAAGACACAGCCGCAAAGCUGAUGUCUGUAGUUCUUUACAGUUCUUUGAUGUCUGCAGUUCUUUAAAAGGCCCCUCACCAGGCCCCAUUGAAAAUUUGAGUUAUGCAAUGGAGGUUGUGAAGUGACCGUCUUGGUGCUAUUCUACCACAAUAAUUUUUUCUAAUUGGUUUGUUAUCACAGGAGGUAGGAAAAAUCUAAAUAUUGUGUUGCCUUGCUGCCAGGCAGUUUCACUGCCAACAUAGACGCACUCUCCCUUAGGCUCAACUAGCCUCAGCAAGCAGCAGUCCGUCCCUGCCUUCUAUCAUACCAGAUCCGAGGCACUUUGUGACGUUCAACUCAAGAGCCCCCCCUUCUUGCUUUGCUGCUAUAGCAGUUAUGUAGAUACCCCAGGCGCAUCUCUGCUGUCGGCGCCGCCAUCACCGUGAUGUUCUGUAUAAAGUACAAGGGCGAUAGCAUCUUCACCGCACACUGUGUGCUGUAUGUGCGAGGGAGCCAACGAUUAGAGCUCAAUUUCGCAUGCACAAGGGAGGAAAGCGGUGAGGAAGCGCACUGUCUUCUGUUGCGUGCACAGUAUCGGGGGAGGGGACAUUCUACACCAGCGGCUGCUGCGUGGGACCUAUUAUGAAAGCUCUCGGCGAUGGGGACAGCAUGCCGAGUGCUGAUAGCUUUGUGUGCUCUGUCUUUUCG
Molecule: messenger RNA, 4606 nt
Organism: Dermacentor albipictus
Lineage: Eukaryota; Metazoa; Arthropoda; Arachnida; Ixodida; Ixodidae
Gene: frtz
Product: WD repeat-containing and planar cell polarity effector protein fritz
Biological process (GO): establishment of protein localization; cilium organization; nervous system development
Cellular component (GO): axonemal basal plate
Molecular function (GO): protein binding
Source: RefSeq, a predicted model, not a curated record